Molecule: messenger RNA, 4742 nt
Organism: Callorhinchus milii (elephant shark)
Lineage: Eukaryota; Metazoa; Chordata; Chondrichthyes; Chimaeriformes; Callorhinchidae
Gene: arap3
Product: ArfGAP with RhoGAP domain, ankyrin repeat and PH domain 3
Exons: 33
Coding region: 5-3937 (1310 amino acids)
Biological process (GO): positive regulation of GTPase activity; signal transduction
Molecular function (GO): GTPase activator activity; phosphatidylinositol-3,4,5-trisphosphate binding
Source: RefSeq, a predicted model, not a curated record
GGAGAUGGUCGCCAACGAGCUCUACACUACGGCCAAGGUUUCCUCCUCCUCCUCGGAGAGGAGGCAGUCGCUUUGCACUGACACCUUCGAGACGACCAAGACCAGGCCGGUUCCCCAACCCCCGACACUGACCAGGCCUGACACGGGCCCACAUCAGCAGAAGAAAAGAUAUAAUCUGGGGCUGCCUCGACUGCCAGGCCAGGCAUCAGAGGAGGAAUAUCCAGAUCAGCUGGAGGAUUCGAUCAACCUGCUUUACGAAGGAUUCAUUGAAAGCUCUCAGCACAAGGACGAUACGCAAGAUUCAGGGCAAACGGCAGAUUACAAGGAGCCUGGUCCAACGAAGGAAGAGCAAGGAAAGGAAAAAGCCUUUCGGCAGAGCCCUGAGGGGGAAGGCGAACGGGUCAGCCUCCCGCCGCCCCAGCAGCCGUGGGUUGAAGACAGCAUCGCCAUGGGCUACGCAACGGUGGGAGAGGCUCAAACCGACCACGUCGAUGCCAGGCCUCCUCAACCCCAGCGCUGCUGCGUGGAAGAAGACAUCGACGAGGACUUAACGAUAUCGCCUUACGCAAGCUUCCACGCUGUGCCCGAACUAGCCAACGUCAAGCACGACUGGCUGGAGAAACUCUCUCCACAGGGAAAUUACGUGUUCCAGAGGCGCUACAUCAAAUUCGACGGAAAAUGUUUGAUGUAUUUCAACAGUGAGAAGGACCCCUAUCCUAAAGGCGUGAUCCCAUUGAGUGUCAUCCAGAUGGCAAGAACAGCCAGAGAGAACAAGUUUGAAGUCGUCACCAGCCACAGAAUAUUUACAUUUCGGGCCGAUAGUGAGACCCAGAGAAACGAAUGGUGCGCCCACCUGCAGAGCGCGGUGAAGAACUAUCACUUCUCGUCCUGGCGUCGUGUCGGCUCAGUGACCUUCUGCCAGAAGUGCGGGUACCUGGAGCUGAAGGGGUCCAAGUCCAAGGUGUAUGCGGCCCUCAGCACAGAUGUCCUCUGGCUGCACAAGAACGAGCAGAGCUUCAAAACCGGAAUCGGGAUCACGACCAUCGAGGUACAGGGCAUCACGAUCCGAGACGGGAACCGCAAGAACUUUGAACUGGUCACUCCUUUUAAAACCUUCAGUUUCACAGCGGAGUCCGAACGAGAGAAGAAGGAAUGGGUGGGAGCGCUCCAAGACUCCAUCGCCGAGACCCUCUCCGAUUACGAGGUGGCCGAGAAGAUUUGGUCCAACAAGUUCAACAAGACGUGCGCGGACUGCAGAGCCCUGAACCCCGACUGGGCCUCCAUUAACCUGUGUGUGGUCAUCUGCAAAAAGUGCGCAGGUGAGCACCGUGGUUUGGGCACGACCGUUUCCAAAGUGCAGAGUCUGAAGCUGGACACGAGCGUGUGGACCAACGAAAUCGUGCAGCUGUUCAUCGAGUUGGGCAAUGAGAAAGCCAAUAGGUUCUGGGGAGCGCGGUUGACUCCGGGGGAAGAGUUGGAUACAGAUGCUACAGCAGAGAGACGUCGAACAUUCAUCACAAUGAAAUACCGAGUUGGCAUCUACAGGCAACCUCAUCCCAGGUUCACGAUGCAGGAGGAGCUGCUUAAGGCUCUUUGCACAGCUGUAAGUGGCCCUAGUCUCCUCCAGGCAGUGAUGCACAUCUUCUCCGAAGCAGAGAGUAUGGGAUUGGAACCCGAUGGCAGCAACAUAUUUUAUCUGCCACUACAGAACCCCACCCAACAGCCGGGGUUGGACCACUUGGCCACAAGGAACUCAGAAUUUCCCAAUCCCGGCUCCUCCGGCAACGCGAACAUUUACAAUGAGAUCACGUAUCCCGGAGUGCACUGCGGUUACCUGCACAAGACGUCAGCCAUGACACGGCUGCCCACCAGCAAGAAGUCAAAAGAUGAGUUCCAGAAACAGUGGUGCUCCGUGCAGAAGUUCCUCCUCUUCUACGAGACAGACAAGAGCAGCGAGCCGGUUGGAAAGAUCGAGAUGAGGGAGAUCGUGUGCCUUGGAGUGAGCAGGCCGGAGUCAGUCACCAGCCCGGGUCCCACAGACAGAUUCCGCUACACGUUUGAGAUCUUCAUGUCGUCCGAGAAGCUAAUCCAGUUCGGCACCGACAACCCCGAUACCUUGCAAUCAUGGACCAGCUCCAUCUCAAAGGGGUUCCCCUGCCCCAGUUUACACAGCCUGCUGGACAGGGAGUUCGAUCGAAUCGGCAGACUGCAGUACAGAUCGUUCAGCAACCCUGAGCAGUGGAAGGAAGGCUGGUUCAUGCUGAAGAAAUCCAACCUGAUUUUCUGCUCCGACGAGGGGGGAAUGCUGGAGGACACCGUCCACCUGAAGAGCCUCCAGGAGCUGACCUUCACCACUCUGCAGGAAAACAGUGAGAAGAAAGAAAUGUUGCGUCUGGUCGAAAAAGAAAGAACGCUGUACCUGCGCGGUAUCUCCCGGCUGGAUUACACCGCCUGGUGCCGGGACAUCCAGAGCGCCGCGGGGAGCCGGGGAAACGCGCUGUGCGACCAGCAGCUCAGCCGCAACGACAUCCCAAUCAUCGUGGACAGCUGCAUAGCUUUCAUCACCCAGUACGGCUUGCGACACGAAGGGAUUUACAGGAAGAACGGGGCAAAGUCUCGCAUCAAGCUGCUGAUGGACGAGUUUCGGAAAGACGCCAGGAACGUCAGGCUGCGAACCGGAGAGCACUUCAUCGAGGACGCCACCGAUGUCCUCAAGAGGUUUUUCCGAGAGAUCGAUGAUCCGGUGUUUAUGAUGGAACUUCACCCCCAGUGGAAGGAGGCAGCCGAGAUUCCACACAAACCCCAGCGACUGAAGCAAUACAAGGAGAUCAUUAACCUGCUUCCCAAGGUCAACAGGAUAACUCUCGCUGCCCUAAUCGGUCACCUGUACAGGGUUCAGAAGUGUGCAUCCCUGAACCAGAUGUGCACGAAGAACCUCUCGCUGCUCUUCGCUCCCAGCUUGUUUCAGACGGACGGCAAAGGGGAGCACGAGGUCAAGGUGAUCGAGGAUCUCAUCGAUAACUACGUGAAGGUGUUUGAUAUUGAAGAGGAACAAGUGACACAGAUGGAUCUGGAGAACAGUUUGAUCACUACAUGGAAAGACGUGCAGCUUUCGCAGGCCGGGGACCUGAUAAUGGAGGUGUACAUUGAGAGGAAGAUGUCAGACUGCUGCAUUACGCUCAAGGUAUCGCCCACCAUGACCUCAGAGGAACUGACAAACCAGGUGCUAGACAUGAGGAACAUACACGCUGGAGAGAAGGAGAUGUGGGUCACUUUCGAAGCCAUUGAGAACGGAGAACUCGAACGCCCACUACACCCCAAGGAAAAAGUGUUGGAGCAAGCUCUCCAGUGGUGCAAGCUCGCAGAGCCCAGCUCGGCCUACUUGGUAGUCAAGAAAUUCCCAACUGUGGAAGGAGGCAACCUUUAUUCAGGUAACAAAAGCGACAUCCCCAAGUGUGGGGUCCUCAAGUGUCGCGAGGAACCGCCCAAACUCCUCGGGAGCAACAAGUUCCAGGAGCGAUAUUUUGUGUUACGGGAUCAGAAGCUUCUCCUUUUUAAGGAAAAGAAGAGCUCCAAGCCAGAACGUGAAUGGCCUCUCCUCUCGCUGAAGGUUUACCUGGGCAUCAAGAAGAAGCUGAAAGCUCCGUCGGUCCAGUGGGGCUUUACUUUAUUCUCUGAAAAGCAGCAGUGGUUCCUGUGCUGCUCUGGACAGUCGGAGAUGUGGGAAUGGGCGGCUAGUAUCCUCCGAGCUCAGCACGACGAUCUCCGACCUACGAUCCUGAGACGCCAUUCCUCCUCGGACAUGUCUAAGCAGAAAUUUGGCACCAUGCCUCUCAUCCCCAUCCACGGCGACGACAGCAAUGCCAUCAUGGUCUCUGCCAACCAAACCUGCGUCGCCUGCACACACGGAGAACUCUCUCGAUGUUCUUUCCGAUGAAAGCCCAACACGAGUUUGAAGCCCGUCAGGAGAGGGAGGAGGACAACAGUCCCGAGCCGGUGUACGAGGAGGUGCAGGACAUCAACGUCACGCUGUCGAGGCAGCAGGAGGUGGCGCUGCCGGGCGCUGCGCCAGGGCCUCAGGUGAAGAAGUUCUCCCUCAGCAACGCAAGUAACCAGAACAAGCUGCUGCAGGAGCUGGCCAGUGCCAUCCAGAGAAAAAAUGACCCACAGCAAGACAGCACCAAGUUAUAGUGUCAAACCCGCUCGCCACCAGCAUGCGGCGCUGUCCAGCUAUGAGACUUGCUUAACCCUGCGAGCCGAGGCCCUAACGGGUUGGGGCGGUGGUCCCAGCUGGACAAGCAACAGCAACAACAGCUCGCGUUUACAUCGGCCACUUCACGCCGGAGCGCUUAACAGUAACAGUCUGACCUCGAAGCAGCGGGAAAGCUCACCGCACAGCGAUAGCAAUGGCGAGCCCUGCGGUUUUAGCUGGUCAGACUCCAGCAGUUAACCCAACGCACCCGCGCUCCGGGCUCUCCCUCAUGCCUCGGCUCUUGCCAACCUAAUGCGCCUAAUGCUUUACGGAACUGAGUAAGCAGGAUGCAUCCCUCCAGGGAAGGGGAGACAGAGAGAGAGAGACAGAGAGAGAGAGAGAGAGAGCACAUUCCAUUCCAAUAAUCUAUCCCCGAGAUCUCCACGUGUAGUUGGGAUGUGUGGAGCUCUCAGCUUGGGCCGGAGGACACCCCAAAGCACUUUCACAGGAUUUACAGUACGGUGCGGUGAACGUGUGUUCUGUGGGCGAA